CGUAACCAUAGUCUUUAACUUGUCAAUGUCAAGAAACGUCACUUUGUUUGUUGUUGUUGACAAAGUUUAAACGAGAAUAAUGAAAAAAAAGUUUUUAUAUGCAUGUUUUUUAAAUAUUUUCGCACGCUCAUAAAUUAGGGAGACCACAUUUUUUUUAUUAAAAUACAAUUAUCAAGUGUACUAAAGUUAAGAAAAAAUAUGUCUGAUCCCGGAACGUUUGUUUCUAGUAUUAAAGUUAAAGGAAUUCAAUUUCUACCACCUGUGAUAAAUCCAAAACGUCGAACCGAGAUCGAACGAGACAGACAACAGGCUAUUAAACUAGAGAAACGAUUACAGAAUACCAGGAAGUUAAAAAAAGAUCUCCAUGAUCUGUUAAGUAUACGCAACAUUUCCAACCAUUCCCAAUCAAACAAAAAAUCAUUCCCAGUUCAAUUAAAAAAGAAAUCAAAUCUGAGCAAGUUAAUUGUAGAUGUGUCUGAGUACAGCAAUGAUGGUAUCAAAUUAAUUGACAAAGAUUUUGGUUCCUUGAGAGAAUCUUUUCAAGGUCAUACGGAUAUUUGUACGCAAGGGUAUGAUACUGACACUUUAUCGAAUAAAACCGAUGCUUCAUCAAGUAAGACAUGUGAAAUUAGUGGUUUUAGUUUAACCUCAAAGUCAACAAGCAGUAAGGGGAGCUCUGUGGAACAAUGCCCAUUGUUGGAUUUAAGUAGACUUAGUAAUAGUACCAGCCAGACUCGAACUCCGUCCCCUCGAAAAUCUCCGAAACCAAGAUUGAUCCGAAGCAACUCUUACACGUUAGAGACCCCAAGCCCUAUACUAUUGGCUCAUUUAGAAAAAUGCGGCAAAAUUAAUCACGAUAGAGUUCAAAUCGAAGAACCGGUUUUGUCAAGGACUUGGACUUCUUUGGAAAACAAUUAUGUACCGUUCGAGCAAAGCGAAUUCAGCAGUUUGAACACUGUCUACCAUUUCAAUGACAAACCUGAAGUAUUCAACAAAACAGAAAAAAUUGCAGAACAACAAGUACCAGAAAAAGACAGCUCCAAAGACACAUCCCCUACGAUCGAGGUCAUCCAAACCGACAUUUCCGUACAACAAAUCACCGUCAACGCCAACACAGAUCGCGUAGAACCCGUCAAAACGACGCUGGACCUAUCGGAUCCCGAUUGCCAAUUAAUGGAAGUCCUCAAAAAAAUCCCUGAAGACUAUUCCAGACAAAUCGUGGAAUUAAUCGAGAAACAACGGUCCGAGCACAACGUCAAAGUGGAUAAUUUUAGUAAACAGUUUAAUAGGAAUAUCCCUUGUUCCACUCCGUCUCACGAUGAAGAUACAUCUAAUUACAGCGUUGUUUCUGCUUCGCCCAGUCAGUCAAUCUACUACAGUUUCGGUUCUUCCGAUACACUGAUGCCGAGCACGCCAUUGGCGAGGAUGACUGAUUUGGAUACUUGUCAAGAGGAGGGUAGCGUCAAAAAUAAUUUUAGCAGAGAUGUGAUAUAUGAACGUGGUGCUAGGCAGCAUGACGAUAGCCUACGUGAUUUUGGCAGAGAUAUGAAUAGGGAUGUAUAUGAAGGUGCUAGGCAGCAUGAAGUUAGUAGUAGACGUGAUUUUGGCAAGAAGGUGUUUAGCAGUAACUAUGGAAAUAUUGAUAGUAUUAAAAAGGAAUGGGCGGCUUGUGUGAUAGGUGCGCACGCCAAGGGAUAUCUAACCAGACGUCUCCUAAAAACUGAAAGAGUUCAAUCUUUAAUCGAAACGAUAAGGGACGCGCUUUUGUGCGCCCUACAGCUCCACACAGUUGAAAAUAUUGACGAGGCUGACAUAGAAUUACACAGGAGGCUGAUAAAUCAGGUUUCAGCAGCUUGUUACGAGUUUCACGACAUUUUCUUCUCACUGUCAAUCACUGACAAGAUGUCCGUAAUAUCGACCGAUAGAAAGAGACGCAUGGAAAAAGCGAAAAGAUCGAAAUCGGGAUCCGAUUUGCACCGAUCCGUAUCGAAUUCGAGUCGAUCGUCGACGAGAAGCGUCGCUUCGUUGACGUCUAGCUUAACGAAAAUUUGACAAAAACGACGUCACCGAAUAAAAUAAAUUUGUUCCAAUUUCGUAUGCUAGAGAAAAAUCGUUUUUUAAACAGUAUCGUUUCAAUUGCAGAUAAGUUUUAAUCUUUACUCGGCUUUAACUUCGAAUUUGUUGGUUUUAGGACAAACGUGCCCAUAACCUUUCUAAUAGAUAAUUUAAUUCCUUUUAAUUUUGUAUGUUUGUUUUUGUCAUAAGAUUGAUAGAAAACCAUUUCUGUUCAUAAAUUGUAUAUUUAACUAGCUAAAUGGCAUAACCAAUAAUCCAAAUAACUUGUGCGUUUUGAAUAUGAGUUUAUUAUAUUUGUAUAAAGUCACCAGGUUUGUACCUUUUCUCUCAUUUUUGUUUUAAUUACAAAGUUGGUGCUUCACAAUUGAUCUGAAUACAUUAGCUAUAUUGGACUUGGUCCGAUGUUAACUGACUACCAACCGUAACUAACCAGUAUUUUUUACAGCAGUUCUUGAAAAACAUAGUAUUUGAUUCACAGAUUAAUAGUCAUGUCACUUUUGUGACAUUUGACUUAAUGGUAACCCUAUAAAUAUACUGGCUAGUAGACUGACAUUUAAGUAAUCAUUUUUCAUCCAACCGCAUCUCAUUUUUACCGGUUUUUCAAAAAUGUUGAGCAGAUUUUGGAUCGCAUUAAGAAUAUUUCGUAUGACGUAAUUUGUUCUUGUGACAAAUGACAAAAAAAUAAAGGUUAUUCAUUAACAUUUUUAUUUAUAUUAUUUUCAAGAUUGAAUUCAUUUAAACACAAUAUUUAAAAAACUGUCAGUGUCAAUUAUGAUGUUUUUGUUAAGUCAACUGUCAUUGUAAAACAAAUUACAUCACAUUAAUCUAGCGUAUUGAGUUGCUAGGAUUUGACAUAUCUUUUUAGUAACAGAGUGCUAUUUUUUCCAUUUGGUGAUUAUUUAUCAAUUAAAAAACGUUAGUGAUAUAUUUUUAAAAGUUAUUAGUUUUUAAAUUCGUUCUUUAAAACUAAAUAUUAAUUUUGACAUAUUUACCAGUCUUUGUGUCGGACCUGUGGAAAUGUCAAAAAAUUAGGUUAUGUUUUCUGUAAUGGAAUAAUGAUGUAUAACCAACUUAAGUCAAAUUUGUGUUAACUGUUUAAAAGUGAAAAUAAGCAAAAUGUUUUGACUUGAACUCGAAAACAAAAUAAGACUGGUAGAAUUACAGACAUUGGUUUAGUAACGCUUCCUUAUUUUUUGUUUUACAUGUAUUUUGAAAAUCAUUAAUAAAUUCGACGAAAUCCUCCUCCAUUUUAUACGAUUUCGGUGAUUUUGUUUUUAUUCACUUCCUGCUGCGUUUAUAUUUUAACAAAAAUGGUUUUUUUUGGAUUUCCGAGAUGAUUUAGAGAGAAUUUGCAACGAUUUCGAGUGAAAAAGUACCAAUAAUUUUUAAAGUGGUUCACCCCUAAGUUUUGAUGCUGUUGUUUUAUGUCAAAUUUGGUUGAAGUUGGCAACAUUGUAUUCCAAAAGUUUACCGUACUAUUUCAGAUAUUUCGGUGAUCUAAGUGUUGAUACUUACCAAAUUCUUCCUCGUUCUUUUUGACAAUCAUGAAUGUAACUUCCAAUAUUUACACUAAUUUGUAUUUUUUUUUUUAGUAUAUUACUGUCGAAUAUUUUUGUAUUAUCCAUUUUUUAUACUAAACGUGUUCAUUUCAGUAAUUUCUCAUAUCACUGAUAUAUUAAUCUGUCAAAAAAUGACAUUUGACAUUAUUAUCAAGUAAGACUGUCGAAGAAUGCAUAGAUAUGAACAUGUUGAUCUUCUAAAAAGUGUCUUGCAACUGUGGCCUUGAUAAAAUAAAAUGUGAAAAAGAAUACCAAAGCCACUAAUAAAACUGUUUUAUUAAGCUUUUUCGUUUUAUUGAAAUUAAUAACACAAAAACAGUAUAAUAUUCAUUUAUAUUUACAAGUCUAAAAAUUGAUGCCUACAAAAAGAAUAAUAAAUAACAUUUUACGGUAGCACUGACUACAGCCAACAUAAUAGGGCAAUGUUUAAAGGGCCAUUUCAAUGGUAAAACCGAAAUUUAUAGCAUUAAACCACGUUAAGAGGUCACAAUUGUUAAAAUGACAUGACAGAAUUACAUUUAUUAAAACGUAUACCUAGCAAACUAAUGGCCGUGUUCACCGCCGUAAAACGUGUUUUAAGAAUCAUAUAAUCAUGUUUCAUAAUCGGUUGAGCUGACGCUGAACGAUUGUUAAUAUGUACUCUCUUUUUAUAACGAAUAUCCAUUUUUUUAUAAAUAAAUAACCACGUAACCUAACAAAAUUCUAACAAACAAAAGUUCGAGGUCGACUGUAUCACUUUUAAUCGUAAAGGCGUAUUAUAUUUGCGCUUUUACAACACGUUUGAAGACGGUGAACACGGCCAAUGCUUUAACCAAAAAUAUAAUUUUAAUGUGAAGUCACAAGUGACGUUCCUCAAAACGACCAAGUGACGUUUAUAAGAACGACAGAUGACGUUUAUAAGAACGACAGCUGACGUUGCUAAGAACGACAGGUGACGUUACUAAGAACGACAGGUGACGUUGCUAAGAACGACAGGUGACGUUGUUAAGAACGACAAGAGAUGUUGCUUAGGACCGAUUCCACCGUUGUGUUAAACGGAGAUUAAAAUGACAAUGUUAAUGUAAAAAUAUCAUUUUAAACUUGAAGUGAGUUUGGAACGCGAAAAGUGUAUAUUUGUGGAUAUCCAAAAAUCAGUUAUUAACGCUUGAGAUGACAUGAUUUAGGAGCGAAUGUUGACAUUUAAAAGUGGCAGAUGAGUUAAUCGGAAAAGGUAAAUAAUUUCUGUAGCCUAUAAAAAUCCAAUAAUAAUCAAUGCCGAGGAAUAUGAUGUACGAAUGGUGGGGAGGUAUUUAAAAAAAAACAUUUGAAACAAUGCAUGAUAACUGACAGAACCUUCAACAAAUGACGUUUCUGCUUGUCAACAAUUAUUUUUGUUACUGCUAACGGUUUUACCAAAAAACUAUCUUCAUGUAAUCAAAAAUACCCUUAUCGAGAUGUAUGCCCGCGAAAAGCCUACAACAACUGCACAUUUAUUUAAAUACUGAUCUAUCCAGUUGUUUUAAGCUCUCGAAAAAAAAUAUUCAAAAUGGUGUUUAACGUAUAAGACGACACAUUCAAAUAACCGAAAACAUAUCAAUAAUCAAGGCACAUAAUUUAAAUUUAUUAUUUUACUAUAAAUAUGUAUUCAAUUUAUCACUUAGUACGGAAUGAUUCUAACAUACGGUAUUUACACAUGAUGCAUAUACAAGGGGCGGCCCGAAAAAUCUACUCGGGAACGUCAAAAUUGCAAAUUUUAAGAAUAAAGUUGGUUUGAAAACGAACAUUUCGGGCUCCCACUAGUUCUGAAAAAGGUACUCCUUACCCUUUAGCGUUACUAAAAAAUACAUUUUCUUUUUUAAUAAAUAUAGUCAAUAGUAGUAAACAGAUUUUUUUAUACGGUAAUUUUAACAUAAUAUACGAGGUGAACUGAUAAUAUUUAGCAAAAAUACAUGGAAAAAUACUAUGGUUUUACUUGAAAUAAAAUAUUGCAAAGAAUCGAUGAAUAUAGUCGGAAAAAUCGUUGAAAUCGACAAUUCUGACAUAUUAAAACGAAUUCACUUGAAUAAUAAUGCUAAAAGAUCAACAAUGACAGUUGUCAAUAAUCAAUUUUCUUACAUACUGAUAACUGACACCUCAUAUGACAUUGUUUUAACUCAAAUUAUGUCCGGUUUUGUACUAGUUAGGUAGAAACUCCGAUUCAAAAAUUAUUAAGGUGUUUUGAAUUAUAAUUAAAUUAUAUAUUAUGUAGUGGAUAGAGAUAAAUUAUUAUCGAAAUGACUUUUAACCUUAACUAUGUAGUUGUACUGGUAAUAUGAAAGACAGGUCCUAUUCUCAGGAAAACUCUUCUCAAAAUGGACCUGAGCUCCGCUUUGAGGUCGAAGCAUACGAUCUCGCAAAGGUGUGGGUAGUACCUAGCUAUGUGGACAGCAAACUAAAAAAAUAUUGGGCAAACAUGUUAAACGGUGACGGCAGGAUUUAAGGAACAUAUUGAGAUUAAAACUGUUACUUACCCUGUUAUCAUCCAUCUUCAACAACCUGGUCAUAAUCAAUAACAACAACGACGUCCAGGCUUCCCGGUGCCCUUCGCUUUGCAGCCUGAGGAAAUACUCCAAGCCUUCUUGGCACACCGUCAAUAAGGUACUUUCUAUCACCGGCCAAUAUUUCCGCCUACUGUCGUCACAGUACAUCUUGAAUAGUAUCCUAAGCAGACACGCCAGACUUUGGGUUUCUUGUUUCAGGAGGUUGGGCUUCGUUUGGCCCUUGUAGCCCGCUUUCCAAAGAAGGUUGCGUUGUUCGUGGUUGAGGUUGAACGCUUUCGCGAAUCUGGAAUUGUUAACAAAUUUGAAGUGAGACUUUCAGCUCUUCCGGAAAGCUUACCUGUGUGAUUUCAAAAGGCACUCGGUCAACUGCAAUAAAUGGGGCGAGCUCAGCAACCUGUACAUCCCUUGUUCUUCCCGUUGGCACUCCGUUAAGGAACCGCCGCCGGUCAUGUCGGCAGCGGCAAAGGCCAACGUCUCGGCGUCUUCUUUUCGUGACGUGGCCGGAUAGAAAACUAUAUUAUCGAUAGUUUGGAUGAGUUCCAAUUGCACGGCGCUUUUGAUUGCGAGACUGUUGAAGACUUCCACGUUAUCGACGCUGACGUCUUGGUGGUAA
This is a messenger RNA of Psylliodes chrysocephalus, 6767 nucleotides long. Lineage: Eukaryota; Metazoa; Arthropoda; Insecta; Coleoptera; Chrysomelidae. The record is from the annotation of a GenBank genome assembly.